GAAGAGGAAAAAGGUAAAACUAAUCAGAAAACAUCGAAAAAAUUACAAUUUAACUACAGAACAACUACAUAAGUUUACAAAAUCGUAUUCCUAAUAUCACAGGUAAGUAACUAAAGCUAUGGAAAAACUAAAACUACGGACAAAAUAUCUACGAUACAACAGGAGUGACAUCUACAACAAAAACAUUGAUGCAGACAAGGAGGACAAACAACAACGGAGCACCGGCCGGCAUAACAAACGCAAUGCGAACAUUGCGCUGUAUACCGGCCGGCUCUGUUGUCCCCCUGUACCUUGUUGUUGGCUGGCUAGAUUUUUGGUGUUGGCGUGCAGCGUGGGCAAAAAAGUUGGAGAUGGCGAGCGGCUCUGGUUCGGCCGCCCAAGCUACAUCUGUCAGGUGGAGAUGGCGCAUCCAAUCAAGUGGCACUGGUCCGGCCACCCGAAGAUGCAUUGUCCGGUGUGUUGGCAUUGGCAUCGAAAAGUGAUGCCAACGGUCCGUGAAAUUUUAGAAUAGUUUUUCUAAAUAUGAAUUACCGAAAACUUUGGGUGGCUGCAAAUUAAUGUAUUUUACGACGAAAAAAUAAUAAGUGCGUGCGUUCGUUUUCAAUA
Molecule: messenger RNA, 606 nt
Organism: Drosophila miranda
Lineage: Eukaryota; Metazoa; Arthropoda; Insecta; Diptera; Drosophilidae
Exons: 2
Coding region: 119-511 (130 amino acids)
Source: RefSeq, a predicted model, not a curated record